Molecule: messenger RNA, 4056 nt
Organism: Apus apus (common swift)
Lineage: Eukaryota; Metazoa; Chordata; Aves; Apodiformes; Apodidae
Gene: RAB39B
Product: RAB39B, member RAS oncogene family
Exons: 2
Coding region: 40-681 (213 amino acids)
Biological process (GO): Rab protein signal transduction
Cellular component (GO): Golgi membrane
Molecular function (GO): GTPase activity; GTP binding
Source: RefSeq, a predicted model, not a curated record
GGCAUCGGCAGCAGCAGCGGCAGCAGCAGCAGCAGCAGCAUGGAGGCCAUCUGGCUCUACCAAUUCCGCCUGAUCGUCAUCGGCGACUCCACCGUGGGCAAGUCUUGCCUCAUCCGUCGCUUCACCGAAGGACGCUUCGCUCAGAUCUCUGACCCUACGGUGGGGGUGGAUUUCUUCUCCAGGCUGGUGGAGAUCGAACCGGGCAAGAGGAUCAAGCUGCAGAUUUGGGACACGGCCGGGCAGGAGAGGUUCAGGUCCAUCACCAGAGCCUACUACAGGAACUCGGUUGGUGGACUCCUCCUCUUUGACAUUACAAACCGAAGGUCCUUCCAGAAUGUCCACGAGUGGCUAGAGGAGACCAAGGUGCAUGUCCAGCCAUACCAGAUUGUCUUUGUUUUGGUAGGUCACAAGUGCGACCUUGACACACAGCGGCAAGUCACCAGGCACGAAGCUGAGAAACUGGCUGCAGCUUAUGGUAUGAGGUACAUUGAGACCUCAGCUCGGGAUGCCAUUAAUGUGGAGAAGGCCUUCACUGAUCUGACUCGAGAUAUAUACGAGCUUGUUAAAAGGGGGGACAUUUCAAUCCAGGAGGGAUGGGAAGGGGUAAAGAGCGGGUUUGUCCCAAACGUAGUGCACUCUUCAGAAGAGGUGGUGAAAUCAGAUAGGCGGUGCUUGUGCUGAGCUCUUCUAGGGAGGCAAGCGGUGAUGAACUCUACUAACCAAAUGUACUUUACUAAGUGAACUCAGUGUGACAGAAGGGAGAGCAACACUCCUGUUGUGAACAGCCUCCCACAUUGUUUUGGACACCAGAACAGACCCUGGAAAGAAAUGUUCGGUUCCAAUUAACCUUUCAGAACUGGGGGCUACAAACCUAACGGUGAGUGAGGGAGGGUGCAUGGUGUUGUAAGGAGACAGGAAGCAGAAAUCAGGGGCUGCACGAGACAGGCAAGAGUAUACAGAGAGCUGGAUGGGCUGGCACAUGCCAGGGUACUGUACAUGUCCUCUUUUAAGUAAAUCCAUAGCUCCUUGCUGGGUAUUGAAGCCACAGUGUGGAUACUUUAGUAGUAUGACAGGUGGGCAGACAGAGAGAAAGCAAGAAGACAUAUUCAUUUGUGUCAGCAGUUUAUUACCAGGAAGGUGUAAAGGCAGCACAGAUACCAUUUCUGCAUAAGGAAACCUAUCCACAGGAGGCGUUUACUGACAUAGUUUGCACAGUUCUGAAAUUCCUUUCUUAUGUUCUUGAACCUAGUUCAAUAGCAAAGAAUAUUCCGUGGGAUUUAAAGAGGAAAACAUGUUACUUGAUUGGUAAUUAAAAUUUAAAUUAUUCCCCCUGCCAAUAGUGCUUUUCUUGCUGUACUGAACUGGGAUUCUAAGUGGCAACUCCUGCUCCAGUAGUAAUUAUUCAAUGCCUUUUUACGCAUUUACUACCUUGAAAGGACCCUGAGUUCAGGGCUUUCUAAUAGAAUUAUGUGAUCAAGAGCAUGAAGAGUCCUCCUAUCAUGUAUCUUAAGGCUGGAGUGUUGCAGCCAAGUGGGACACACCAGUAUUUCUGUUUUGCUAACAGCACUGUGCUGACCCUUUGGUUGUCUUAACCAACCAGGUCAAAAGGCAGAAUGGAAAGGAGGGGAAAAAAAAACCAAACCCGACCCCCCAACAAAAUAAGGAAAAAAACUUGAAGAGCUUAACUCAGGUGCAUCAGACAUCCUAAAAGGUGAGAUUUGCUUUUAAAGAAGUUAAAUAGCAUGGAAAGCAACAGCUUCCAUCAGUAUGCUCUGCUAUUGAAGUGUCAUUUUCUUUCUUGGCCUCUGUAGAAGAAGGGAACUAGCACUGGGAAGGAGGAGCUCAAACAGAAGUGUCUGAGCAGGUGGGAAGGAAAGCCACAAGACAAGCUCAAGAUUAAGAGCUGUUUUCCUCCAUGUUUUAAUUUAACAAAAAGGAGCUGUCUCAGGUGGGCAGCACGACAUGGGAGAUGUGUUGCAAAAGCUGUGUGCAGGUGAAGGGUUUCUGGGAGUGCCAUUGGCCACUUGAGCUUUCCUUCCACUGGUUUAGCUUAAGCUUUUGAAGUGCAGCAGGGUAACUGUGCUCCUGUAGCAAACUAGGGGAGUUCAGCCUAUUAAAUGCAAACAAAAACAACUAUAGUGACUUUUUUACUCGAGUUUGCAAGCUUUAUACACCAAACUGCUAAUGGGCAGGAGGGAGGCAUUAGGUAAAAAAUACGGGAAGCAUCUAGUGUUUGGUUUGGGGCCUCUAAGUAGAGAAGAAGGAAAUACUUGUUAUGGCUUUUUAAGCUACCCCCAUCUAUAAAAAUGUGGGUUGUCUUGAUUGCUGUUGAAUUCGGACUGUUUCUCCCUUUGAAAUUGUUCUUAUGGUUUGCAGCACAUGGGCAGGUCUGUAAAAGAAAAAAAUCCUGUGGUUUCCAUAUUAAAGCCGUAAAAAAAACCAGUCCCACAACAACAACAAAAAAAAGCCCAAACCAACAACCAAAACCCUGAAAAUCAAUAACAUUUUAAUUUCAAUGUUCUAGGAACAAUUUCAGUUCCUGGGCUCUGCAGGGGAGCAGCUGUGCUGGGAGGGCAGUGGGAGCAAAUUAGAAGAAGGGAAGGUGGCAACAGUCCAGCACCUUUCAGGAAGCUUGUUACUGGUAAGGACUCCCUGCUCACACUUGUAUAGGCUACGAAUGUAGCAAAAACCUGUGUGCUAAAGUUCAGUGAAUUCCAGUGGUGGUCGAGUUGAGUGCCCUGAUGAUAAAAAAGUAAAUAAAAUACAAAUAAAAUUGUCCCUUUACAAAAUCUCUUUCUAGGUAAGCAGAGCUGGAGAGGAGAGCUGCAGAGCAUGCACGGGAGCUGGGCUGCACGGGCUCUCCAGGGCUGAGCCCGGGGGAGCACCAGGGUUGCUCGGACCAGGCCUGUUAGUCAUAUUUUCACAAAGGCAAGGACAGACAAGUAGGAAAGGGUGAGUUUCUUCAUUCUUAGAAUGGACAGUCCACCCAGCAACCUGUCUCCCAGGGGUACAGCUGGUCAGGAGGUGUGGCUGGGGUGGCUGAGUGGAGGCAGCAGCUCUCCUCAAGGGCAGAGCUGCACCAGGGGCCACAAGGAGUUGGGUCAAAUGGUGUUUUAGCAAUAGGGAAAUGCUCCAGUUCUCUGUGCAGGAACCUGGCCAGCAAGGGAAAGAUCAUUUUUCAUGAGACAACCAGUAUUUUGUUUAAUGGGUUUUGGAUGUUCCCCGUUAACUGCUCCCAGAGAGAAAUUCCAGAAAGCCUAAACAAGUAAGUGCAUUCAGGCCUUCAGAGUAAAUCUUUAAUUUAAAAACACAAGUGUCACAAUUCUAAAGAGGAACAGUACAGACGAAAAUGUAUGCAGUCUUAACUACUUAGAGGUAAUAAAUGGUUAUUCUAAAUGAUAGAGAAAUCAUUAUAUACAUCUUUUCUAAUUCCUUGCAUUUUCUAGACAGCUUAUUAUAAUAUAGGAAAUGUAGAUUCAUCUGUACAAAAUUUGGAAUGUUUUUUCUAAGAUAAAGAACUUAUAGGAUAUGCUAAGAAUUCUUUUCUAACUGGUUUUAAUGCUUUGACUGCUAGUGCAAGAUUCAGAGAAAUGAGAAGGUCUUACCUUUCACAGGAUCAUGAGCAGGAGCUCUUUUACUCUGUGACAAAAAGAGAAAAACAACAAAAAAAAAAAAGGAAAAAGCUAACUUUCUGUGGUUCCUACCACAUUAAAAAAAACAAUCUGCAUGUUAGAUUGAAAUUGCUCAGACCCUCCAGAAUAAAGCAUCCUAUACACUCUCCUUGCUUUCUGUUAUGCACUGUAACAAAAUGUGAAGAUAAUGCUGUAUUUAAAUAGCUGUCUGUAUGUGACUGAAAAUAUGCUUGUAUUUAGCAAACCAGUUACCACGUGAUACUGUGAAAUUCAAAACUUGUAAAGAAACUUUGGUGGGGUUUUUGUUUUUAAUUUCCCCCUCCCUGUUCUUCACCAGUGAUUGCUUGACUACCUGUACGCCUUCUGUUCUGCAGCCAGACCCAGUCCAACAGGGACUGGCAAAACAAUAAACAGGCACCCUGCA